Molecule: messenger RNA, 2436 nt
Organism: Purpureocillium takamizusanense
Lineage: Eukaryota; Fungi; Ascomycota; Sordariomycetes; Hypocreales; Ophiocordycipitaceae
Product: mitochondrial aldehyde dehydrogenase
Exons: 3
Coding region: 381-2291 (636 amino acids)
Molecular function (GO): oxidoreductase activity, acting on the aldehyde or oxo group of donors, NAD or NADP as acceptor
Source: RefSeq, a predicted model, not a curated record
CAAUGGUUGGGUCAUCCAUGACAGGCGGGUCCCCGUGGUCUGGGUCCGGGUAGCCGCCGGCACAACUGGAUACCCGGAGGCGUCGUCUGGCGCCGCACCAGCGAGACGUCCAGCUCUCCAGGCGCCGCGUCCGAUAUGUGGCCGACGCCGGAACGAAGACGAUAUUUGUCCGGAUCAUCGUAAAAGCGCCGGCCGCUGAAUCUGGCCUGGGACGGUAGACUGUUAGUUUGCGGUGCCAUCCAUCAGUUGCCCGCGUCUUGCCGGGGCUCACCUGCAUUGCAUUGCCGGCUCAAGGAUAUGACGUCGCGUCGCACCCGUCUGUCGUGCACGGCCAUUGACUAGUUAUCGGGCAGACGCGUUCGGCGCAGGCUCUCUUCGCGAUGCCUUUGCAGCGCGUCGCCCGCCUGCAACGGCGCAUCGUCAUUGCCAGAGCGCUCCCAGGUCGCACAGUAGCUUCGAGGGCGGCAAUCGCAACGUGGUCUUCCUCUCCGCCAAUAGAGGCGAGUCCAGGAGGGGCAGCCGCGCCCGCGCAGCUCACCUCGGAUGGCAGCCGUCGUGCCGAGUCGCUCCUGCCAUCGCGGCCCGCGGGCUCCAUCUCGAACCAGCGACCUUCGGCUACCUCCACUCAAUUCCCAGCUUCCCCGCGUCGGCAACCCCGCCGCCAGCUCACGACGAUUCCAGAUAACACAGGCUUCUACUACUCGCUGCGGAGGCUCUUGAAGUUUCCUUCAUCAUCAACAUCACCGACACGACCCCGCCGACUCCCAUUUGCCACCAUGGCCACCCGCUCCGCCAGUGAGCCCGUCGACCUCCAGGCGCCCAACGGCGUCAGGUACACGCAGCCCACGGGCAUCUUCAUCAACAACGAAUUCGUCAAGGCCACUUCCGGUCAGACAAUCACCUCAAUCGACCCUGCCACGGAAAAGGACAUCGCCACCGUCCAGGCCGCGGGUGCCGAAGAUGUCGACGCCGCCGUUCAAGCCGCUCACAAGGCCCUGCGAGACCCUUCUUGGAAGCAGCUGGCGCCCUCGGAUCGCGGCCACCUCAUGAACAAGCUGGCCGAUGCCAUCGAGGUCAACAAGGAGACUCUGGCCACCAUUGACGCCUGGGACAAUGGCAAGCCCUAUGCCGAGGCUCUCGGGGGCGACCUCGAGGAAUCCAUCACCACCUUUCGCUACUAUGCGGGCUGGGCUGACAAGGUUUUCGGGCAAACCAUCUCGACCACGCAUCAAAAGUUCGCCUACACCCUGCGACAACCCAUCGGCGUUGUCGGCCAGAUUAUUCCGUGGAACUACCCCCUCUCCAUGGCCGCUUGGAAGCUCGGUCCGGCGCUGGCCUGUGGCAACACGAUCGUGAUCAAGGCUGCAGAGCAAACCCCUCUGAGCAUCUUGUUCUUGGCAUCGCUCAUCAAGGAGGUCGGUUUCCCCCCCGGCGUCGUCAACAUCAUCAACGGAUACGGCAAGGAAGCUGGAUCUGCCUUGGUCGAGCACCCCAAGGUAGACAAGAUAGCCUUCACGGGCUCUACCGCGACGGCCAGGAGCAUCAUGAAGAUGGCCUCCGCUACGCUUAAGAAUAUCACUCUGGAAACAGGCGGCAAAUCGCCCCUGCUCGUCUUUGACGACUGUGACCUGGAGCAGGCCGUCAAGUGGUCUCACAUGGGUAUCAUGUCGAACCAAGGUCAAAUUUGCACGGCCACCUCGCGCAUUCUGGUCCAGGACAGCAUCUAUGACAAAUUCGUCGAGCAGUUCACGCAGACCACCAAGACGGUCAGCCGGGUCGGCGACCAGUGGAGCCCGGAGACAUACCAGGGACCGCAGGUAUCUAAGGCGCAGUACCAGCGCGUGCUGGACUACAUUGAGGUGGGCAAGUCUGAGGGCGCCAAGCUGGUGUCCGGCGGUAAGCCGUUUGACAUCAACUCCAAGGGCUUCUUCGUCGAGCCCACCAUCUUCACCGAGGUCAAGAGCGAAAUGCGCAUCUUCCAGGAGGAAAUCUUCGGCCCGGUCGUCGUCAUCAGCCGGUUCAGCGACGAGGCGGAGGCCGUCGGUCGAGCCAACGACUCCACCUAUGGCCUCGGUGCCGCCGUCUUCACCACCAAUCUCGAGCGCGCCCAUCGAGUUGCUGCAGAAAUCGAGGCCGGCAUGGUCUGGAUCAACAGCACCCAGGACAGCGACCCUCGUGUGCCAUUUGGGGGUGUCAAGCAGAGCGGCGUUGGCAGAGAAUUGGGUGAGGCUGGCCUGGAGGCCUAUAGCCAGAUCAAGGCGGUACAUGUCAACAUGGGAAACCGGAUCUGAGCGCGCACCACCGUGCGCGGUGGCUUGAUACUGUCAUAAAUGCUGGCUGAAGGGUAUGAAAAACAGAGAUUGUACCUGCAGUGAAGCAUGGUUGUAGUAACACCCGUUGAUGUCGCUGCCAACGCGCAGGCACUAAUAUGAGGGC